Messenger RNA from Rhododendron vialii, 1829 nucleotides. RefSeq names its product polyadenylate-binding protein-interacting protein 12-like. Lineage: Eukaryota; Viridiplantae; Streptophyta; Magnoliopsida; Ericales; Ericaceae. Gene Ontology annotation, molecular function: RNA binding. The transcript has 11 exons. The record is from RefSeq and is a predicted model, not a curated record. The coding region runs from base 416 to 1495 and encodes 359 amino acids.
GCCAAGGCCCAAAAAGGUGAAGUGGCGAAAACGGACAAUCCGAAGCCUGCUCUCUCUCUCUCUUUCUCUCUCUAACGAAAGCUCUUAGUAGGAGUACUACUCUCUCUCUCUCUCUCUCUCUCUCUCUCUCUCCGUGGAUAUAUACAUACGUAAUAAUCAGCUAUACGUACACUCUUAUCAGCUGAAUUAGUAAAAUAAUAGUUUUCAAAGGAAAAAGUUAUCGUCUGUACGCCCUCUUCCGUUCUUUGUUUUCUUCUUCAACGUUCAACCCCAGCUCCUCAAUUGGAUCAACAAAAAAGGAAAAACCCAGCUCCUCAAUGGUCGGGAUUUAACGCCAUCAGAAUCAAAAUUUUCUAGAGAGACAGAUUUUAAAGAAAAAAACUUUUUUUUUUUUUUGGUGACGGAGGUUUCCACCAUGGCGGUAGUCGAGAAUGCCGGAAUCAGCGUCGACUCGUCGAAUCGGACCGACAACAGCAACGACCAACCGAAGUCGAAUCAAGCGGGGGUUAGGUCAAGCGAUCAGAAUUUCCACGGGAUCAACGGCGGCAGCGUUAGUCGCAAGGCUCAGGUGAACGGAAACGGAGUCCAGGAUCAUCAUCGGGUGGUGGCGAACGGCGGCAGAGGGUUUGAGUUGCGGAGAAAUGGAGAUAGUGGCGGUGAUGAGGGUUUUGAGAUGAGGGAUUUGGAGGAAAUGUUGUCUAAGUUGAACCCUAUGGCUGAAGAAUUUGUGCCCCCGUCGCUUGUUAAUAACCAUAGACAACCAGUGUUAUUUGAUGGGGGCCACCUGGGUUACAUUAACAAUUUUGUGAUGCAAACUAGCUCUGGCAUUGCCAAUGGAAACAUUGCUGCUAGACGGAAGAGAAAUAGCUAUACUAAUGGGAAGAGAAGGAUGAACAACCGUACCAGUUUGGCACAAAGAGAGGAGGUAAUUCGGAGGACUGUGUAUGUUUCUGACAUUGAUCAUCAGGUUACUGAAGAACAACUUGCAGCUCUCUUUGUUAACUGCGGACAGGUGGUUGACUGUCGUGUUUGUGGCGACCCUAAUUCCGUUCUCCGGUUUGCAUUUAUUGAGUUUACUGAUGAGGAAGGUGCAAGGAAUGCUUUGAGUCUGGCAGGGACUAUGCUUGGAUACUACCCAGUCAGGGUGCUGCCUUCAAAAACUGCAAUUGCGCCUGUUAAUUCAACUUUCUUGCCACGGUCUGAAGAUGAACGAGAAAUGUGUGCAAGGACUAUUUAUUGCACAAACAUUGAUAAGAAGGUUACUCAAGCUGAUGUCAAGCUCUUUUUCGAAUCCAUUUGUGGAGAGGUUUACCGCUUGAGGUUGCUUGGAGACUUUCAUCACUCAACUCGCAUUGCUUUUGUUGAGUUUGUAAUGGCUGAGAGUGCAAUUGCUGCUUUGAACUGUAGUGGUGCAGUCCUUGGAUCACUGCCGAUAAGGGUAAGCCCAUCAAAGACACCUGUUCGUCCCCGCUCUCCUCGCCCAUCAAUGCACUGAGGACCGACCUUUGUUCCUGCUGAACUGAUCUGCUGAUUUAUAUAUCUAUAUUUACAUACAUAGAGACAGAUAUUUAAGGUACUUGUGGCAUGCUAAGUUAUACGUUGUUCAUUGCGUCUUUGCCCAGUAUCUGUCUCAUAUAGAGAGGUGUUAUGCUUGUUCUUUAAGCAUGUAGAGAAUUUGGAUGUAAUUCCAAGGCUUAAGUUGUCUUAACUUAUGUUGCAUGUUAUUAUGUGGAUUCUCUAGGCUUUGUUCCGAAUGACUGUUACUAUCCAGAUGCUCUAACGAAAGAUUCUUGAAAGACUAAAUUUUACAAGUUUUUCUUUUUUCCAUU